Haemonchus placei is the source of this 861-nucleotide messenger RNA. NCBI's taxonomy places the organism in Eukaryota, Metazoa, Nematoda, Chromadorea, Rhabditida, Trichostrongylidae. The record is from the annotation of a GenBank genome assembly.
AUGAGCGAUUGCUUCAGCGGAUCGGAUUUGGGCGAUUGGACUGGUGACUGUUCGAGUCUCGACGAAGAGCGAUUACCUACAGCAGUCGAAACCGAUCAGUUGACAGGAGCCGAUCUUAUUCUAUUGGCCACUAUUCCGACAGCUGCUAUUCCUCUAGCUGAACAUCUACUUCAUUACAGUCAUCCUGCUAUGCCGCGACGAAUACGAGAGGAAGUACUGGAAGUGACCAGAACGGUCACAAUGAUGGAAGUUGUCAAUGCUGCACCUGACAAGCAUCCACGUUCAUGUGAAGUGACCGUCACGAAUAUCGCUUCCGAUACUGGCCAUCCAGUUUCGUUGAAAAUCCGACAUAUGCAUCAAUCGCAGAAUGUUAACCACAACGAGGCCCAAACCCAGACACCCGAGAUCACCGUCGAAGAGGAAACUUCCGACGCCCUAAGACGAAUUCCAAAUGGAACUACACGAGUUGAGCAGGAGCAUACGAUGAAGGUGGAACGACUGAAACCACCACGACGACAUGCCAGCAACACAAGCACGUUCAGUAGACCGAGUGACAACCUUAUCGAUCUGCACUUCACACAACCUGUUUUGUCUGAAGUUAAUGAUCAACAACACUCAGCUAAAUCUCGUGCCGCUGGCCAUCAAACUAACGGCCAUACCAUUUAUUCUCUUUACUAUCGACCAUUUUCUGAAGAGAACUCACAGCCUAUGAACCAUUCUGCUGGCACUGCUGCUGCACCCACUGUGACCACUUACCGACAACCACUGAAGGAGCGCAGUUCCAUCGUCGAUGAAAUCGAUGUUAGUGAUUUCUUUCUUUCAUUACACUUUACAACGCGGUGUUGUUUCUUUUCAUAUUGA